UUUUAUGCUCCAGCGCCCUCCCAGGCGCGUGGCUGCGCUUUUCGUUCCCAUGGGUGGGUUGAAACCCCAUCGGCUUCAUUGGCUCCUUGGCUUUUAAACCACGCCCGGCUUUCUCUACCCGCUGGGCUGCUGGGGCCGGGCCUGGCCAGCCACGUCCCGGGCGGGUGCGCGGGGAGCCCCGGGCGGCGGCGGCUAUUGUGUGCACGCGGCGCGCGCUGUCCCCGCGCAGACAUGGCGAACCGGGGCCCGAGCUACGGCCUGAGCCGCGAGGUGCAGGAGAAGAUCGAGCAGAAGUACGACUCGGACCUGGAGAACAAGCUGGUGGACUGGAUCAUCCUGCAGUGCGCCGAGGACGUCGAGCACCCGCCCCCGGGCAGGGCCCAUUUCCAGAAAUGGUUGAUGGACGGGACGGUCCUGUGCAAGCUGAUAAACAGUUUAUACCCACCAGGGCAAGAGCCCAUCCCCAAGAUCUCCGAGUCAAAGAUGGCUUUUAAGCAGAUGGAGCAGAUCUCUCAGUUCCUGAAAGCUGCUGAGACCUACGGCGUCAGGACCACCGACAUUUUUCAGACAGUGGACCUGUGGGAAGGGAAGGACAUGGCAGCUGUGCAGAGGACCCUGAUGGCUCUGGGCAGUGUGGCAGUCACCAGGGAUGAUGGCUGCUAUCGAGGAGAGCCAUCCUGGUUUCACAGGAAAGCCCAGCAGAAUCGGAGAGGCUUUUCAGAGGAGCAGCUCCGCCAGGGACAGAACGUGAUAGGCCUGCAGAUGGGCAGCAACAAGGGUGCCUCCCAGGCAGGCAUGACAGGGUACGGGAUGCCCAGGCAGAUCAUGUGAGAUGCCACAUCCUGUGCCCUGGUAGAGAGGACUGCUGUUCUGCACCACAGUCCAUGACAAAGAGCUAGGUAGUCACCUUCUCACCUUCUCCUUUCUCAAAGCCUUCUGUCCCCGGGGUUUGCCAGUUGCUCCGUGUCCGCUGAGAAUCCACGUUGCCUGCUGCUGCCGCCUCCUGUUCCUUUAGAACUAUGCAAAGACUCUGCUUCCCUUCCUGCCCUUCGGGGCCCAAGGCCUCCGGUUAUUUAUUUAUUUAUUUGCCAAAAAUUUCUCUCCUCAACUUACACGAACACGCCUAAUAAACAAAUGAGUCUUGUGUCUUAAA
Molecule: messenger RNA, 1153 nt
Organism: Jaculus jaculus (lesser Egyptian jerboa)
Lineage: Eukaryota; Metazoa; Chordata; Mammalia; Rodentia; Dipodidae
Gene: Tagln3
Product: transgelin 3
Exons: 4
Coding region: 232-831 (199 amino acids)
Molecular function (GO): protein binding
Source: RefSeq, a predicted model, not a curated record